AUGGAUGCAACAACAAAGUUUGCUAGCAAUGUGACAUUGAUAAACGUUACAGAACAGGAGACGUUCAACACGACGUCAUCAAAUGUUUCCGGAUGGAAGUUUCCGCCGGUCGGUUACUAUGAAAACACGAAGGUGCUGCUCUGGAGGGUGAUCCCGCCGAUUCUAAUUUCCAUUGGAACGAUAGGAAACGCUAUGACUAUUUUCGUGCUGCUUCGUCAGAAGAAGAUGACGUCAACGGCGAUGUUCCUGUUUGCUCUGGCGCUUUCAGAUACGCUCUUGUUGUUCAGCGAACUUCUGCCAGACUGGGUGUUAUAUACCUGGGGCGUUGACAUCUGGCCGAGUAACCCCGGGUGUAAAACGAUAGUCUACCUUGCCUACUGCAGCACCCACCUCUCCUCGUGGCUGAUUGUGGCUGUCACACUUGAGAGAACAGCUUGCGUGCUGUUCCCGCAUAAAGUGAGACUCGGCUGUUCCCCACGAAACGCUGGGUUGAUCAUCGUCACCAUUGUGCUAGUCGUGUUCGGAAUUAAUAUAAUAUUACUCGUGAUAUUUGAGCGGAAUGGAUACGAGGGCUUUAAGUGCGCUCCGUCCACGAAGGGACACCUAGAUCUAUUUGACUACGCUUACAGAUGGAUCGACUUCACGUUAACUUUCGGCGCGCCGUUCCCGCUGCUACUCAUUGGCAACGUCAUCAUCGUAGUGCAGCUCGCGCGCUCCCGUUCAAGACGUCAGCGGAUGAACAUUUCCAGUCAGGCGCGCGACACGCGUCCAUUGUCCAUUUUAAUGAUUGCCCUGUGCGUGCUGUUCCUCGUCACGAUCACACCGGUGAUAUUCAUUAGUGUGUACUUCCGCUACCAGUACGAUAAGCUCCUGGCGCUCAGGUUAGUUGAUCCUUACACGGCCAAGCGCGACACCGAGUACUUUAAUUUUCUUUACGAUGUUUUCGCUCUGGUCAGCUACUUCAACGCCACCUUCAACUUCGCCAUCUACGUGUUCAGCGGCUCGAAGUUCCGCGCAGAACUGAGGAGCCUGCUUUGCUGUAAGGCAACAAAAGGCGCUAGCCUGUUUGGAAGCUAA
Dreissena polymorpha is the source of this 1077-nucleotide messenger RNA. RefSeq names its product tachykinin-like peptides receptor 86C. NCBI's taxonomy places the organism in Eukaryota, Metazoa, Mollusca, Bivalvia, Myida, Dreissenidae. The record is from RefSeq and is a predicted model, not a curated record. Gene Ontology annotation, molecular function: G protein-coupled receptor activity. Gene Ontology annotation, cellular component: plasma membrane. The coding region runs from base 1 to 1077 and encodes 358 amino acids. Gene Ontology annotation, biological process: G protein-coupled receptor signaling pathway. The transcript has a single exon.